Messenger RNA from Lagenorhynchus albirostris (white-beaked dolphin), 1254 nucleotides. It is a transcript of the gene NAA10, whose product is annotated as N-alpha-acetyltransferase 10, NatA catalytic subunit. The coding region runs from base 203 to 1156 and encodes 317 amino acids. Gene Ontology annotation, molecular function: protein-N-terminal-glutamate acetyltransferase activity; protein N-terminal-serine acetyltransferase activity. NCBI's taxonomy places the organism in Eukaryota, Metazoa, Chordata, Mammalia, Artiodactyla, Delphinidae. The transcript is spliced from 8 exons. Gene Ontology annotation, cellular component: NatA complex. The record is from RefSeq and is a predicted model, not a curated record. Gene Ontology annotation, biological process: N-terminal peptidyl-glutamic acid acetylation.
CCGGCGCGCGCCUCCUCUUCCGCCGCCGUCCCCGCGAUCCUGGACCCAGAUCCAGAUCCAGAUCCAGAUCCAGCCCCAGCCCCAGCCCCGGCCCCAGCCCCAGCCCCAGCCCCGGCCUGGCAGCCCCGGCGUCGCUUCGGAGCGCGGUGGCAGCUGACUGCGCGUUCACGACCCGCUGGGAGCCGCGAGCCCCGCCGCCGUUAUGAACAUCCGCAAUGCAAGGCCAGAGGACCUGAUGAACAUGCAGCACUGCAACCUCCUGUGCCUGCCCGAGAACUACCAGAUGAAAUAUUAUUUCUACCAUGGCCUUUCCUGGCCCCAGCUCUCUUACAUCGCUGAGGAUGAGAAUGGGAAGAUUGUGGGGUAUGUCCUGGCCAAAAUGGAAGAGGACCCGGACGACGUGCCCCAUGGACACAUCACCUCGCUGGCUGUGAAGCGUUCCCACCGGCGCCUUGGCCUGGCUCAGAAGCUGAUGGACCAGGCCUCCCGAGCCAUGAUCGAGAACUUCAAUGCCAAAUACGUCUCUCUGCAUGUCAGGAAGAGCAGGUUCUUAUCAGUUAUCUAUUUUAUACAUAUUCGUGUAUAUAUGUCAAUCCCAAUCUCCCAAUUCAUCCCACCACCACCAGCGGGGAUACUGCCUCGAUGUGGAUCCUGGGCUGCCUUGGCUUUUGGAGAAGAUCGGGAAGUGGGCUUAGUGGGGAGGGGGACCGGGAGGAGGGGCAGGACCUGGACGUGCUGUCCCUGCCUGGCCUCGUCUGUACAGCUCAGCAGUGCCUUAUUCCCCUGCAGUAACCGGGCCGCUCUGCACCUCUAUUCCAACACCCUCAACUUUCAGAUCAGCGAAGUGGAGCCCAAAUACUAUGCAGAUGGAGAAGACGCAUACGCGAUGAAGCGGGAUCUCACCCAGAUGGCCGAUGAGCUGAGGCGGCACCUGGAGCUGAAGGAGAAGGCCAGGCACGUGGUGCUGGGCUCCAUCGAGAACAAGGUGGAGGGCAAGGGCAACUCGCUUCCGAGCUCGGGAGAGGCCAGUCGUGAGGAAAAGGGCCUGGCUGCGGAGGAUAGCGGUGGAGACAGCAAAGACCUCAGUGAGGUCAGCGAGACCACAGAGAGCACCGAUGUCAAGGACAGCUCAGAGGCCUCUGACUCAGCCUCCUAGAGCCUGCACAUGCUUCUCUCCCUGCCCUGGCCUGCCCAUCCCAUCCUCACCCCGAGAGGUUUCACAAUAAACUUCACCCAGUGGCCUUGGGGAGUUUA